Messenger RNA from Thamnophis sirtalis, 2246 nucleotides. Lineage: Eukaryota; Metazoa; Chordata; Lepidosauria; Squamata; Natricidae. The record is from RefSeq and is a predicted model, not a curated record.
UACUGCUAUUGCUAUUGCUAUUGCCAUUGGUAUCUAAUUUUCAUUUUAUAGUCUUCUGUUUUCAAUUUACAUCACCUUGUUCUGCAAUGAUAUACCUCUUAAAAUAUAAACUAAGAUUUAUUUUAACAAUGAUUUGAGCAAAUUAAUCUGUCUUGCAGAUGAGCAAAUUAAUACUGGUUGAAUCAUUAAUUUUUUUCAGUCAAAUAUAGACAAAUUUCUGGGUUAAGUGAUAGCAACAAACAUGGGAUAAAAUAGCAGUUUUAAAAAAUUCAGAACACUUACGUAUGGUAAGAAAACAUUAAUCUGCUUUGUGCAUUUUAUGAACCUAGCCUAAUACGAAAUGUUUUUCAUUUAAGAUGUAUAAACCAUGCAAGUUGUAUUUUGUUAAUAAACUAUGGCUUAGUGGAAUAUGUAAAUCCACCCAUUGUGUUUUGCAUAAACCUAUAUUAAAGUCAAGAUUAUGGAGUAAAUACCAAUCUCAAUUAUUUAAAGUAUUAUGGGAUACAUGCUACUCUUUCACUUAAAAUCAGUGACAUCACUGUGUGUGUAUAUGUAUUUGGAGAGAGAAAGGUGAUUCAAAAAGUGUUUUUAAAACUGGAAUUUAAACUUUUAAUUUACAUAUUUUGUCUAUUACGUAGCAAAAUAAGAGAAAAUUUCAUGUUUAGGAUAGAGCUAAUAUCAUAUGAAUAUAAUUUUAAUCUUUAAUAUGGUUAUUAGCUAAUAGCUUGAUACACACAUCAUUAUCAAAGCCAUAAUAUAAUUGCAUUUAUCAUUGAAUAUAUAGACUUUAAUUUUAUUAUCUACCAAACAAAAGAAAUAGAUGAAGGAAGCAGCCAGGGAUUGAAAUUGCUCUUUUGGUGUGUGCACUUUUUUACCAAGACAAGCCCCAAGGAUAUAAAGAUGUGGAAAAAAAGAGUUAACUCAGAUGUUAAUCAGUUUGCUUUUAAGAUCUUAAUUUUUUUUAGUCGACAAGAUGUAAGAAUGAUGGUUAACUGUUUAAAAUCUGUCUAUUUUAAUUGUAGUUUUACAGAUUUCUAUAUGAAAUCAGAUUUUUCUCUCCUAUCUGCUUUUUGUAGCAUCCUCUAAAAGCUCUAAAAUUCUUAAAAGCUUAGUUUGACUUUUGAGUUUGUCCUAACAAAAAUUACUCUUUAUGAAUGUUAAACCUGGUAUAGGAAAAAAAAAUUCCCUGUCCAUCCUUCUGGAAAGUUCCAGAUAUUAAAGCUCAGUACCAUGCACAUUUCCUUUUUAAAAAGCCCAAAUACAGAGUCCAAUUUCAGCUUUCUGGUAGCAGUGUUUUGGAGUUAAUAAUAGGAAAUAGUAUACCAAUAUUACAUUUAUGAAAUAUGCUAAUUACAAUUCUUUGCCUAGUAUUAAGAAUUGCAGCUGUCUUGUGUAAAGUUCUGCUGAGUGAACAAAGGCCAAUGGUGAUGAUUCACAAAAUAAGGUGUGGUUUGUAAAUAAACUGGUAGUUCAUCUGCCUAAACCUAUGUAGAAUGAAAAUGUAUAGUGUUAUCUAUGUACUUUUUAAAAUCAUAGGUAAACAGGUCAGAACUAAACUUUCCCAAGCCUUUAAUCACUGGUUGAAUGUUCCAGAAGACAAACUACAGAUCAUAAUUGAAGUUACAGAAAUGUUGCACAAUGCAAGUUUGCUUAUAGAUGACAUAGAAGACAAUUCAAAGCUACGACGUGGUUUUCCAGUGGCCCACAGCAUUUAUGGAAUACCGUAUGUGAUAAACUGUGCAAACUUUGUAUAUUUCCUUGGUCUACAAAAGGUUUUAACGCUUGAUCAUCCAGAUGCUGUAAAAGUAUUCACCAGUCAAUUACUUGAACUCCAUAAGGGGCAAGGCCUGGAUAUUUACUGGAGAGAUACAUAUACCUGUCCUACAGAAGAAGAAUAUAAAGCCAUGGCUCUGCAAAAGACAGGUGGCCUUUUUGGACUAGCCGUGGGCCUUAUGCAGUUAUUUUCAAAUUAUAAAAAUGAUCUGAAACCACUCCUUAACACUCUUGGGCUCUUCUUUCAAAUUAGAGAUGAUUAUGCAAAUUUACACUCCAAAGAAUAUAGUGAAAACAAAAGCUUUUGUGAAGACCUAACUGAAGGAAAGUUCUCGUUCCCAACUAUUCAUGCAAUAUGGUCCAGGCCAGAGAGCACACAGGUUCAAAAUAUUCUGCGGCAGAGAACUGAAAAUGUGGAUAUAAAAAAAUACUGUGUACAUUACCUUGGAGUAACAACUGUGUUACUAAGUUAA